This is a messenger RNA of Pogona vitticeps (central bearded dragon), 5122 nucleotides long. It is a transcript of the gene CDCA2, whose product is annotated as cell division cycle associated 2. Lineage: Eukaryota; Metazoa; Chordata; Lepidosauria; Squamata; Agamidae. The record is from RefSeq and is a predicted model, not a curated record.
CCGCGCUUCCGGAACUCGUUGCAAGGGGACGAGAGAAAGUAGUCCCUGAGUUGGGAAAGCGUUCUUCUGCGUCGGAUGAGGGGGGAAAGCGGUCAUCCCGGUCAGGAUGGGUUAAAGCGGAGGUUAAGGCCCGACGUGGGGUCGGGUUUGAAGAGAAAAAGAACGGCGUUGUGACGGAAGGCGGAGGGAUACAGGCGAGGAGGGGGGGAGCGAAGCGUCACAUUUGAAUGGAGAGCGCGAGAACGGCGAGCGGCCGCCACAGGGCGCUGGAGCGCCGAAGUGGCGAGAUUUUUCCAGCAAUGUGGUGUUGCUACUAAAGGCAGAACAAAGAUAAGAAUCCUGGGUAAGUGACCAUCUUUCGAACAGAAAAGCAAGAUAAUACAAAAGUAUUCUCCGAAUGUUCUCGUAUGCAAUGCAGCCUUUCUGUUGGGCAUGAAGACAACAUCAGUUUUACAAAGAAGAUGGAUUGUUCUACAAUAAGCUACUGCUCAAGUGCCUCAGAUAUAAACACUUCUACAGACACUUUCUUAUUCCCAAAAGGGGGAGAACAGAGCCAUGCAGGAAGCCCUCUGACGGGGGAUCAACCUGCCACCUUGGAUGACACAAGCUAUUUGACACCUGUCAAAAUGAAAUCUGAACCAGAUCUUAACUAUGAAGUAUCAACCUGCCAAACACCACCCCCUGUAGACUUCUCUACUGUCACAGUGGCUGAUUUUGGAAUCUCACCUGCUGCUUUUACUAAACAAAGUAAAGGGGCAUCCAAGAGUCUGAUCAACAAAUUUAAACGCCGAUCAACAAUUGGAGUGCGGGGAUCUCCCGAGAACAAUUCUCUCAUCCGAUACAUUGCUCACCAAAGAAGAGUAAGGAAGCAAAACACACUCCCAGAGGCCAAUCCAUUUAUACACCAAAACACUUUGCUGAAGGCUAAAAUAGCUGCUUUCCAAUCAUCUUUUAAGCCACUGGAGGAAAUUGAGGAAAAAGGGAUCCAUAUAAGCGAUACCCCUAAAGAAGCUAAUACAACACCAUAUGAGCCUUCCAAACAUGGGCAGGUUUUGACAUCUGGAUGUAAGAAAAUUGCUUUGGAGGACGAUAUAAAUCAUAAAGCCAUGAAUGGAGAUAGAAUAUCAGCUGGUAUCCAGACGAGUACUUUUGCUUCGCCAUCAGAGAAGGCUCUUCUUGUUGGCACAGUUGCUAUUUCUAAGGCUGUUCCUGUCCAGUCAGUAAGCAGUGUUGAAUCUGGAUGUAUGCAUUUGGAAUAUACUCCACAGAAGGAAGCGUCAAAGACUGAAUGUGGUAGGAAGACCCUGUGUGCCAAUGAAGAAUUAAGCAGGGAUGUUUCCUAUCAAAACAGCUGUAAGAAAGUUAGAUUUGCUGAAGAACAAAGAUUAGAAAUAUUUGACACCACCAAAGCGCCUGUCACUCCCCUGCAAAGUUGCUUACCAUCCAGUUCUCUUCGUUCUGCUCUGAAGAAAAUGCCAGUCAAGACAGUCAAGAUACUUCCUGAAGGCAUGACGGAGCAUCUUCACGAUCCAGGGAGGGAGGGAGGAACUGAACUGCUCUCCAACUUGAACAACUGUGAACUACUGCAAACAGAAAGAAGUAUUGGAGCGAUAGAGGAAGUGAAGCAAUGCAAGAAAGAACUAGAUUCUGACAUAUCAGAUAAACAUCUUCCAGUGGAUAUUCCUGCAUGCAGAGAAGACAGAGUUCCAUUGAGUCCAUCAGGCUCAACAGAAGAAGAUUUUCCUCACAUAACACCUAUCAAACAAUCCUUUUCCCAACCAAAUUUUGACGAUGAUGAUAAGGACCAAGGAUCACUGGAGGAAGUGGUGAGACCUGAAUGCUCUACAAGCCCUGAUUUGCAAGAAACAAAGAACAGCUCCCCUGAUCUGCAGGCUACUUACACUAGGAUUACCAGGUCGUGUACUAAAGUUAAGCGUGUCAGUGAAAGAGAGAAAAUAAAUCUCAGCCCAGCAAAGAAGCCACAAGCCAAAAAGAAUCUGAAGCGCAAAUCCAGUGGAAAUGAGAACGCCAGCCCCACAGCAAAGUCUUCUCAUAAAAAGACUCCAGCUAAGAGACAGAAAGUUUUUGGAAAGAGGAGGAAGAAAAAGAAGGAGCAGAAAGCACUGUACGGCCCACGAGAGAUUGUGUCGAAGAUGCCCCCUUUGAGUCCAAUUCCUGAGGCGAAAGAAGAGCUCUCCAUGGUGUCGUCUCAUCAAAGCACACCAACAUCACACCGUUCCAUCCUUGAUGAUUCCAGCGCUAACCUCCUGCAUGCAAAAUCAUUGAAUGGACCUGCUGAAAACGGAGUGCUGUGUUUUGAUGAAGGCAAUAACAACUGCCUGGAUCUUCCGAAUGGAGAGGAUCUGGUGACAAGCCCGCCCUCCCAACUUCACGAUGGUGCUGCAAACGAUAUGAAGAAAAUUGUUCCUCUGGACUCCCCUGAAAACAGCUCUCUUGAGAAACAGAAGUGUGCCUUGCAUGAAAACAAACUGGUGUUGAAAAAUGACUGUACCUCAAAUGAGGCUGAGAUGCAGAGGGUGCCAGAGGUACUAAACCUGAGUGGAAUGGAUCAAAAUAGCAAGGCCAAAGGAGUCUUGCCUUUUGCGGUUGGUUCUGAAAGAGAUCCGAUGAGGGGAAAAGAUGCUGUGGAUUUUAAAAGAUUCCCACGAAGAAGCAGAAGACUCACCUGCUAUCGUUCAAGUGUCGAGGCUUUUCAGUCUGAAACACCUGGAGAUGAUGUAGCUGAAAAUAAUACAGAAGAACUACCUCCUGUGGCAGAUGACCCUAUAUGCUUAAAGAAUUUAGAGUGCUCUGUAGAAGACAGAUCCAGACAUGUGAGACGUAGCAUGAGGCAACAUAAAGAUACAGAAAACAAGGGGCUUGUUUGGAUUCAGAUACCUGAUAAUAAUAUGAGAGGCCAAGCACCCCUGAACGCUCCUUCUAAAGCCAAGAGAAGAAAGUCCUUCGGUCCUCAAGGAUCAGAGCUGCUUCACCAAAUGCAAAUACAUUGCGUCCCGGGGCUCUUUCCACGGAAUGAGGAGCAGGAGAAUGCACAUGUUGUGACUGGCCCUCGGGAACCCAAGCGAAGGAGGAAUAGCAUGUGUGUGCUGAGUCCUAAGGAAAAUGAAAACGUCUUGCGGGUUCAGCGAAACAGAAGAGCGAGCCUGGGGUACAGAAGUGACCUCUGCUACCGGAAGGAUUAUGAAGCAAGAACAUUCUUCAAGAACCAGCCUGUUGUUUGAUUUAGACUGCUCCAGUUCAAAAGGGUCUGUAUCCUGGGUAUAUCAGAAGAGGGCAGUAUGACAUGACUUUUACAAAUUAUUUUUUGAAGUUGCUUUUUGUUUUGCGGAAGACAGUGGAUCCAUGAUUGAAGUCAUAUGGAAUUAAAAAUAAACAGGCCUGCCAUCCACCUGAAACGAGUCUAUAUUUUAGUUUUGCUGCAGACAAAGGCCCAAUAAGCUGCUGACCAUUCAGACCUUUGUUUCAUUUCAGUGAGACACAUGUUAAGCAUAUGCUUAAUUUUCUCAUUGAUAACAGCUGAAAAGUAGGAAAUGUUUAACAUGGAUUGAAUUAUAUGGAGCUGAUAUAAAACAAAGCUGAACCCGGCUAAAUUUGCUAUCAGUUGCUGAAAGUGAAGGAAACGGCUGAGAAGAGAGACAUUAAUAUUUCAUUUAUUCACUGGCCAGAAUCCUAUAAACUGAGAACGGAAUACCCUUUGAAAGUGAUCAUUCCGGCAGUCUGUCGCAUGCUCAGCAGAGAGCUAAUUCUGAAUAUCACUUUCAUGAAUCUUCCCAGGUGUGUGGUAUCUUGCAACAACAGGAUUUUGGUCGAUGGCUUUGAAUAUUGUUUAUUGAACUGUUUGUUUCCUUCCAUAAGUAAAUGUGGUUGGUGGAAUCAUUAGGGGAUUAUGUCCCAUUACUUUUUCCCUUUGUUGUUCUAGCCCAUUAUUGUACCAGUACUUUCUCCACAAGAUCCCAGUAUAUCUGAGUGAAAACAGAUUUGUUCAGGCAGGUGUUUACUCCACACUACUGCAAAAACUCUGCCAUCCUCAGCAAUUCAACAGUUGAGGUGCUCUUUAUUUUCCCAAGAGGAUUUUUUUAAACCAGUUUCCCCAUUACAUAUCUGAUGACAUGGGAACAGCCAUUUUCCCCCCGGCAUAUACCGGACCAUCUUUUUUGUAUGAAAAACAUCAACCCAUGUAAGUAUCUUUCUAAGACUUGAGAGAAAGUUGCCCCAUCAUUUGUAAAGGAAAGAUGGAUAUCAGAUUCAAUAUUUGUACAGUUGAUGAGAAGCAAAACGUCCCCAUGAGUGAAGUUCCUUGUUAUUUUAAGGAUGUCCAAGUUCGAUUGCAGACAAGAACUCCAGUCUUGUCCGACACCUAUCACUGGUGUGGUAAACGCCACAAUAGGUCUACAGCAGUGUUACUCUACAACAGCAGAGCAGAGAGGUGGAGACCCUUUAACUCCCCUUGGCUGCUGUUUUGUUGCUUGUCACAACUGGAGUAGGCCCAUUGUUUAAGUGGGAUUUGUAUACAUGUUGAUUACUACUCAGGAAUCAAGUCAGUGGGUCUAUUCUCUAGGAAUAGGAUAGUGGCUUAUAUCUCAAGGAAUUCAUCUCUCAUAACCCUCCUACAGUGAUGGCUUUGGAGCAGUUCGUCCACACUUCCUGAUAAAGUUCAAGAUCCCCAUUCUAGUUCCAUUUCACAUCCUUCAUUCUGCCCUGCAGCCUGCCCUUAUCCUCAGUAUUAAGACACAUCCUCUGUCCCCAUCCACCAAUGAUCACGUACUGAGUGUCCUGCUAGUUGCUUUUCUGCCAAGAGUUUUUUGAACCCAAUCUCUCGAUUUGCUGCCAGUCUACAGUAGAACAUGAAACAGUGUGUUGUUUCUUCAUGCAUCAGCUUCAGCCUUGGGUUUUUCUUUCCAGUUCUGCUGUAGAUCUGCAACUUGGUAUUGCAAAUCAUUUCCCCAAAUCAUUUCUCUACCUGGAGAGCUAAUGUUUUGCCCCACAGGCUUUUAAGAAGCAGAACAAUGCAUUUAUUUUUAAAAGCCUUCCAGUGUGUGUUGUUGUAGCAGUCUUUUGUUUUUCCCCCUACAGGACAGUUUCAUGUGAUCUCCCUCCCCCC